This is a messenger RNA of Symbiodinium necroappetens, 1422 nucleotides long. The record is from the annotation of a GenBank genome assembly. Lineage: Eukaryota; Dinophyceae; Suessiales; Symbiodiniaceae.
AUGGCCGAGCUCGGGAGCUCGCGAGCAGCGCUGCAAACGUCCUUGUCGACUUCGUCAUUCGGACAGCCGGAGCGAUGUCGCUGCCAGGGUGCUUGCUGUACCAGGUGCCACUCACGGGUCUUCCCCUGUAACGUCGGACUCUGCUGCCCCUGCUUACCGAGCAGCUGGCGCAGUGCCAAGGACUGGCUCCACCUGGUCCUCAUUUUGGGUGUCCUCUCCUCCACAGUCUUCGUCAUCCUGCAGAUCGUCGAGAUCGCGCUGCAGGAGCACUGCCACACGCCCUUCUGCUUGGGACAGCUGAUCUCGGCGAUCCUGCUGCUCCCGAGCCUCUACGACUUCUUCAAGUUCAUCGGAGCCUACGACGAGUCUCUACAGGAGCACAAGCAGCGUGCCGAGGACGAGGUACAUGGCCUCAUCGAGUCCAUCAACCAGCAGGUGGCAGAGAUGCAGGACGUGGCCGCAAAGCUCACUGAGAGUGCUACGGACUUCGCCUUCCGCUCUUUCGACAGCAGCCGCGAGGGCUUCGAGAAGUUCAUCCUGGACCUGAAGCUCUACUACAGCGAGCUCUACGAGGAUCCUCUGAUGCUGCAGGAGCUGCGCUGCUUCAUGCUGAAGUGGCUCCACAUCUUUUCCCAAAGCCUCUUGGAUGCCGAGACCAACCCACUGCUGAAGGGCAUCGAGGAGGAAUUCAAGAAAUGUGAAACGCUCGACGAGCUCUGCGAAAAGGUCACCGGCCGGCUCUCUCGUCUCAAGGUUUCCACUCGCCUUGUCCUCGCCCCUGCGGAGUCCUACGUGCUGCCUUCCCAGCGGCCCCAGGCCCAGCUCGCCCUCGAGGAGGGUCUGAGCUCCAACGCCAGCUUUGCGACGGCCUCCUCGGCCUCCACGGCCUCCGCGGCUGGCGGAAAGUGCGGGGUCUCUUGGCUCCGCCUCGACUGCCGAGGGCGUUUCGGGCGUCAGGUUCUGCGAACCCGGGAUGGGAACUUCGACAGGGAGUGGCCUUUGACCAUUGCCUUCUGCUGCGGCUCCAUCACCAUCCUCAGUCGGAGGCACUUGAAUCACCUGCUCUACUUUGUGCUGGAUCUCGUCCUCGUUCUUUACGAAGUCUUGGACUUGAGCCAGGCCUACAGCAUCGCUUUGGUUUGCUGCAACUGGCUCUGCGUGCUCAGCACGCUGGCUUGUUUCGAGCAGAUCGACGAGAUCGCCCAGCUGCAGCGGCGGAUCUGCCGCUACCGCGAGAGGAGCGACCGCGUCCAGGAGCAGCACCGGGAAGCCAAGGAGAAUUGGACCAAGGUUCAGCAGUUACACGACCUCUGGAAUUACCGCACGCAGCCCUUCCUUAGCAUCUGUGGCAAGAUUCACCGGGCCUUGGACAACAAGGACAGGGAGGAUGCCAGGCUCGCAGCAUCUGUCAGCACAGUGUGA